Messenger RNA from Doryrhamphus excisus (bluestripe pipefish), 1570 nucleotides. RefSeq names its product HSPA (heat shock 70kDa) binding protein, cytoplasmic cochaperone 1 (gene hspbp1). NCBI's taxonomy places the organism in Eukaryota, Metazoa, Chordata, Actinopteri, Syngnathiformes, Syngnathidae. The record is from RefSeq and is a predicted model, not a curated record. Gene Ontology annotation, molecular function: protein binding; adenyl-nucleotide exchange factor activity. Gene Ontology annotation, cellular component: endoplasmic reticulum.
ACAAUUACGGUAAAACAUGGCAGCCUACUGGCCACUCAUGCGCUUAUGUUAGCCAGAAUGUUCUAGCGCCUUCGUGAGUUUGUGCCUAUAAGAAGAGUCAUCCUCUUGGACUGUCACAAGGAUUCCGUGCUCGCAUUCAUCAAGUAUCGCGUUUAUAGCCUUUUAAAGUUUGAUCAACAUGGCAGACGGCAGACAAAAUAGGAGAUAUCCUCAGAAUCUUCAGGGGGUACUGCAGUUGGCAAUCGAUGCUGGCUCCGGUGCAGACGGACCCACUCCCGUUGAACCCAUUUCACAGGAGAGGAGUUUGUGGUUGAGGGAGGCUCUUGCAGAUGUCUGCAAAGGUCAGAUGGAUGAAGUGGAGCAGAUGAAGCGGUGUUUGACAGCCCUGAACAAAGAGGACGUGAACGAAGAGGAGGACAGGGAUGAGGAUGAGGAAGAUGAGCGCGAGUCGGCCUUUGAGCUGCUGUCAGACUUGUGUGAAAACCUUGACAACGCCAGAGAUCUGAUGGUCCUGGGUGGACUGGACGUGUGCGUCUCCAAAUAUUUGUGUCACGCCCAAAGUGGGUUGAGGUGGCGCGCUGCUCAGCUCAUAGCUUCCUGCGCUCAGAACAUGCCACAAGUGCAGGUCCACUUGCUCAAGAUUGGCGCUCUGCCUAAACUUCUACAGCUGACGGAUUCGGACCCGCACCCCACAGUGAGGGUGAAAGCCCUGUAUGCGGUGUCAUGUCUGGUCCGAGAGCAGGAGGCGGGACUGGAGGCGUUUCUGUCUCAUGAUGGCUUCUCGGUGCUGAUGAGAGGCAUGCAGUCUGAAGACGAGAAGCUCCAGACCAAAUCGGCAUUCCUUCUUCUUAACCUUCUCACAUCGAAUCCUGAACAAAAAGACACGGUGAUCUCGAUGGGGAUGGUGCAGCAGCUGGUCUCCGUGCUCCGCAUGCCGCAUUCCCGGUUUCAUGAGCACGUGCUUGGCGCCCUUUGUUGCCUGGUGGAAGACUGUGAGAAGGGCCUUAAAGACUGCAGGGAACCAUCUCUCGGUCUGGAGGAUUUACUGCGACUGCGAGCCAGGGAGCUCCAAGGGAAAGAUGAAAAUCAGGAAGAACUGGAAUUCUGCGAGCGUCUGAGGAUGGCUUGUUUUCGGAGACGCCAGUCAGAUGAUCACGGAAUGGACCGCUGACCUGUGAUGAUGACCGCGUUUGUUAGUUUGGACAGUCAAACCAUUUAUGCAUGUACUGUAUAACUAGCCCGUCCUCGCCAUCUUUGUUUUUAAGAUUGUUAAUAGUUAAAUCAAAUGCAAUAUAUUUGUAUUUUUUAUUUCUCAAAGGACUGUCAUCUCGGUUGUCUGUAAAACAAGACUUACAUUUUUUCUGUUAUUUAUUCAUAAGAAAACGCAAACGAGUGGCUUUAUACAUAUGAUCGGUUCACAUAGGCAACUCAUGAAGAAAUCUAUAUUCAUGUUCAUCCGUGAAAUAUUGUAAAUAUAUUGGAGACAUUUGGUACAGAUGCAGAAUCAAAUAAAAUCUCAUCCGAGAGCAAUACAAUCUGAGAAUAAAACAGGACAUUAAGAGCUAAAGCA